Molecule: messenger RNA, 7035 nt
Organism: Colossoma macropomum (tambaqui)
Lineage: Eukaryota; Metazoa; Chordata; Actinopteri; Characiformes; Serrasalmidae
Gene: myo7ab
Product: myosin VIIAb
Exons: 48
Coding region: 305-6841 (2178 amino acids)
Cellular component (GO): cytoskeleton; myosin complex
Molecular function (GO): ATP binding; protein binding; cytoskeletal motor activity
Source: RefSeq, a predicted model, not a curated record
CUGCCUGACCCAGCAUCUCUCAGCUACAGGUAGUUCCAGACCAACAGUCCCACAUAUACACAUAUAGAAAGUCUUAGGAGGGUGCAGGAACAUGCAGAAUGUGUAGACAAGUGUAUUGUUUUCCAGGCUGUUGAAGUUUAUUCCUGCUUUUCUUCUGCUUCUUCAAACUGAGCUGAGCCUGUGGACUUGCCUGAAGGGUUGGGAGGAAGAAAGGAGGAGAAGUGAAGAAAGAAAAGGUGAAUUCCUCAAUCUCUGAAAGGAUCUUCACAUGGUGACCUCUAAUGUCAAGAAGUAAACCAGAAACAUGGUCAUUCUGCAACAGGGAGACUAUGUCUGGUUGGAUCCCAAGAGAGGCCAUGAGUUUGACGUUCCACUUGGAGCUGUGGUCAAGCUCUGUGACUCGGGCCAGAUCCUGGUUGUGGAUGAUGAGGGCCAUGAGCACUGGAUCUCCCCUCAGAAUGCCACUAACAUAAAGCCCAUGCACCCCGCCUCCAUCCAUGGCGUGGAGGACAUGAUUCAGCUGGGGGACCUGAAUGAGGAGGGCAUCCUCAGAAACCUCUUCAUCCGCUACAAUGAGAGGGUCAUAUAUACAUACACAGGGUCAAUCCUGGUGGCAGUAAACCCCUACCAGCUGCUGCCCAUCUACACAGCAGACCACAUUCGCCUUUAUACUAAUAAGAAGAUUGGAGAAAUGCCUCCGCACAUCUUUGGCAUUGCUGAUAACUGCUACUUUAACAUGCAGAGGAACAACAAGGACCAGUGCUGCAUCAUCAGUGGCGAGUCUGGAGCAGGGAAGACUGAGAGCACCAAGCUGAUCUUGCAGUUUCUGGCUGCUAUUAGCGGACAGCACUCCUGGAUCGAGCAGCAGGUUCUGGAGGCCAAUCCUAUUUUAGAAGCGUUUGGCAAUGCUAAGACAAUACGGAAUGACAACUCCAGCCGAUUUGGGAAAUACAUUGAUAUUCACUUCAACAAGAGGGGGGCUAUUGAGGGGGCAAAGAUAGAGCAGUACCUGCUGGAGAAGUCAAGAGUUUGCAGACAGGCUCCAGAUGAGAGAAACUACCACAUAUUUUACUGCAUGCUGAAGGGCAUGAGCCCAGACCAGAAGACUAAACUUGGACUCGGCCUGGCUACAGACUACAACUACCUAACCAUGGGGAACUGUACAGUGUGUGACGGGCGGGAUGAUAUGAAGGAGUACUCGAGCAUCCUGUCAGCCAUGAAGGUCCUGAUGUUCACAGACACAGAGAACUGGGAGAUCUCCAAACUGCUGGCUGCCGUCCUGCACAUGGGCAACCUGCGCUUUGAGGCCCGCACAUUUAAAAACCUGGAUGCCUGUGUAGUGGUGCGUUCUCCUGACCUGACUAAAGCAGCAGCUCUGCUGGAGGUGGACCAUCAAGAUGUCAUGAGCUGUUUGACCACUCGUACCCUCAUCACUCGAGGGGAGAGUGUGUCCACCCCUCUGAGUGUGGAUCAGGGGCUUGAUGUUCGGGAUGCUUUCGUCAAGGGGAUAUAUGGGAGGUUGUUUGUGUGGAUAGUGGACAAAAUCAACGCUGCAAUCUUCAGGGCCCCGUCCUCUGAGGACAAUACUAUCCGCAGGUCCGUUGGGCUGCUUGACAUCUUUGGCUUUGAGAAUUUCAACAUCAACAGCUUUGAGCAGCUCUGCAUCAACUUUGCCAAUGAGAACUUGCAGCAGUUCUUUGUGCGGCACGUCUUCAAGCUGGAGCAGGAAGAGUACAACCUGGAGGGCAUCAACUGGCAGCACAUCGAGUUCACUGACAACCAGGAGGCCCUGGACAUGAUCGCCAUCAAACCUAUGAACAUAAUCUCUCUGAUCGACGAGGAGAGCAAGUUCCCCAAGGGAACUGAUGCCACCAUGCUGAGCAAACUGAACUCCCAGCACAAGCUCAACAUCAACUACAUCCCCUCUAAGCACAGUCAUGAGACCUAUUUUGGCAUUCAGCACUUUGCUGGUGUGGUCCACUAUGAAACUAAAGGUUUUCUAGAGAAGAACAGAGACAGCCUCCACAGUGACAUCAUCCAGCUGGUGCAUUCUUCCAAAAACAAGUUCAUCAAGCAGAUCUUUCAGGCUGACGUCGCUAUGGGUGUGGAGACUAGAAAGCGCUCUCCGACUCUGAGCAGUCAGUUCAAGCGUUCGCUGGAGCUGCUCAUGCAGACUCUGAGUGUGUGUCAGCCUUUCUUCGUGCGCUGCAUCAAACCCAACGAGCUCAAGAAGCCAAUGUUAUUUGAUCGAGGACUGUGCGUACGGCAGUUGCGGUACUCUGGGAUGAUGGAGACCAUUCGGAUCCGCCGGGCUGGAUACCCUAUUCGCUACACCUUCGCUGAAUUUGUGGACCGUUACCGGGUCCUCAUGCCUGGUGUCAAACCAGCCCAUUUACAAGAGAAUCUGCGGGGGACAUGCCAAAGGAUAGUGACAUCAGUCCUGGGGCGAAAUGAUGACUGGCAGAUAGGGAAGACAAAGAUCUUCCUCAAGGAUCACCAUGACAUGCAGCUGGAGAUUGAGAGGGACAAGACCAUCACAGACAAGGUCAUCCUGAUCCAGAAAGCAGUGCGUGGAAUGAAAGACAGAGCCAACUUCCUGAAGGCUAAGAGAGCGGUGACACUGAUCCAGACAAUGUGGAGGGGCUAUAUCUGUAGAAAGAACUAUAGAGUGAUGCGUGCAGGUUUCUUGAGGCUGCAGGCCCUGUGCCGCUCCCGGAAGCAUUACUUGGUGUACCGAGAUGCCAGGACACGCAUCAUUCUGCUGCAGGGUCGUUGCCGUGGUUUCCUGGUCAGACGGACGUUCUGGAAACGCUUAAAUGCCAUUCGCACAAUCCAGGCCUAUGCUCGCGGCAUGAUCGCACGCAGACUCUGCAAGCGCCUCAGAUUAGAGAGGGAGCACAGGCUGGAGGCUGAGCGUCAGCGUCUGGCUGAAGAGGAGAGGUUGAGGAAUCUGAUGACGGCACGGCGUGCGCGGGCUGAGGCUGAGAGGAAGCAUCAGGAGCGACUGGCCCAGCUGGCCCGUGAGCGGGAGGAGAGAGAGAUGGCCGAACGAGAGGAGGCACGCAGGAAGAAGGAGUUGCUGGAGCAGAUGGAGCAGGCCAGGCAGGAACCUGUCAGCGUUUCGGAGAUGGUGGACAAGAUGUUCGGCUUUCUGGGCAACUCUACAUCCCUGCCCAACCUUGAGGGAGAAGCACCUGCAGGAUUUGAGGACCUAGAGCAGGUUUCUAAGGACUAUGAAGAAGACAGCAUUGAUGAGGCUCUUCCUCUUCCUGAAGAGGAACAAGAGGAUCUGUCAGAGUACAAGUUUGCAAAGUUUGCUGCUACCUACUUCCAGGGAAAUACAACACACACAUAUGUGCGCCGGCCACUUAAACAGCCUCUGCUUUUCCAUGAAGAUGAAGGUGACCAGCUGGCUGCUCUGGCUGUAUGGGUGACUGUUCUGAGGUUUAUGGGAGAUCUGCCAGAGCCCAAAUAUCAGAUCAGUGUCAGUGAUGGCAGUGAGAAGAUCCCAGUCAUGACCAAGAUCUAUGAGACACUGGGCAAGAGAACCUACAAGAGAGAGCUGCAGGCCCUGCAGGGGGAGGAGGAGAGCUCCAUCAUUGACAGCCAAAAGAGGAACAGCGUCAGGCAUAAACUGGUUUCUCUCACUCUGAAGAAGAAGACAAAGAUUACAGAGGAGGUGACCAGACGGCUGACUGAUGGUGAAUACAGUAUACAGGGGAACAGCAUGCUGGAGGACCGGCCCACUUCCAACCUUGAGAAACUCCACUUCAUCAUUGGCAAUGGCAUCCUACGGCCUGCCCUGAGAGAUGAGAUUUACUGUCAGAUCUGUAAGCAGCUGACUCAGAACCCGUCCAAAAGCAGCCACGCCCGAGGCUGGAUCUUGCUCUCACUCUGCGUGGGCUGCUUUGCACCAUCGGAGAAAUUUGUCAAAUAUCUGCGGGCGUUCAUCAACGUUGGGCCUCCAGGCUACGCCCCGUACUGUGAGGAAAGACUGAGACGCACUUUUGCGAACAAGACAAGAACUCAGCCUCCCUCCUGGCUCGAGCUACAGGCCACUAAAUCCAAGAAGCCCAUCAUGCUGCCAGUGACCUUCAUGGAUGGCACCACUAAGACCCUGCUGACUGAUUCAGCCACCACAGCUAAAGAGCUCUGUAAUGCUCUGGCAGACAAGAUUGGCCUAAAGGACCGCUUUGGCUUCUCCCUGUACAUUGCUCUUUUUGAUAAGGUAUCAUCCCUGGGCAGUGGAAAGGACCAUGUGAUGGAUGCAGUGUCACAGUGUGAGCAGUAUGCCAAAGAGCAAGGGGCUCAGGAGCGUAACGCCCCCUGGAGGCUGUUCUUCAGGAAGGAAAUCUUCACACCGUGGCACAACCCUUCUGAUGACAGUGUAGCUACUAACCUCAUCUACCAGCAAAUUGUCCGUGGUGUCAAGUUUGGGGAGUACCGCUGUGAUAGGGAGGAGGACUUGGCUGAGCUGGCCUCUCAGCAGUAUUAUGUGGAGUAUGGUGUGGACAUUCUGCAGGACCGUCUGCUUAGCCUCAUCCCCUCCUACAUCCCAGACCGAGAGAUCAGCUCAUCCAGAACCAUGGACAAGUGGGCCCAGGUCAUCAUAGCAACUCACAAAAAGGGAAUAUACACACAGAAGCGGUUCGACCCACAGAGAGUGAAGGAGGAAGUGGUGGAUUUUGCUCGGUUCAAGUGGCCUUUGCUUUUCUCACGCUUCUAUGAGGCCUUCAAAUUCUCAGGGCCCAGUCUGCCAAAGAAUGAUGUGAUAGUAGCAGUGAACUGGACUGGAGUUUACUUUGUGGAUGAACAAGAGCAGGUUCUUCUGGAACUUUCCUUUCCUGAAAUAACUGCAGUAUCCAGCAGCAGGGGAGGCAAGCUCCAGGGUCAGAGUUUCACUCUGGCCACCAUUAAAGGAGACGAAUACACUUUCACCUCCAACAAUGCUGAAGACAUUCGAGAGCUGGUCGUCACCUUCUUAGAUGGCCUUCGUAAAAGAUCAAAGUUUGUGGUGGCCCUUGUGGACAGCCAUAAUACUGCUGGGCAUGACUCCUCGUUCCUGAGUUUCUCAAAGGGAGAUUUGAUCCUGCUGGACGAACACACAGGAGACCACGUGCUGACCUCUGGCUGGGCCCAUGGAGUCAAUGACAGGACCAAAAAGAGAGGAGCCUUCCCUGCAGACAGUGUCUAUGUGCUGCCCACUGUCACCAGACCACAGUAUGAUAUUGUGGCAUUGGUAACUAUGUCUCCAGACCAGAGGAAGGACUCCAUAAGUUUAUCACAGCUGAACAUGAUGGAGAGUGAGGAGAAAGUGAAGCCCUACACUUUGGAGGAGUUCUCUUACGAUCACUUCAGACCUCCUCCUAAGAGCACUCUGAGCCGUGUGAUGAUUACUAAAGGCAGAGGGAAGGAUAAGCUCUGGUGCUGCUCCAGAGAACCUCUCAAGCAGCCUCUGCUGAAGAAGGUCCUUAACCAUGAGGAGCUCUCUCAGGACGCCUGCCUGGCCUUCAUCGCUAUCAUGAAGUAUAUGGGUGACUAUCCCUCUAAGAGAACUCGAUCCGUUAAUGAACUCACUGAUCAGAUCUUUGAGGGAGCUCUGAAGGCCGAACCACUGAAGGAUGAGAUCUUCUGCCAGAUCAUGAAGCAACUCACUGAAAACCAUGUGAAGUACAGUGAGGAGAAAGGCUGGGAGCUGCUGUGGCUUUGCACUGGCCUCUUCCCUCCCAGUAACAACCUCUUGCCUCAUGUGCAGAAGUUUCUGCAGUCCAGGAAGCACCACCCGCUGGCACCGGACUGCAUGCAGAGAUUGCAGAAAGCCUUGAGAAAUGGCUCGAGGAAGUAUCCUCCUCACCUGGUGGAAGUGGAAGCCAUCCAACACAAAACCACACAGAUCUUUCACAAAGUUUACUUCCCUGAUGACACAGAUGAGGCUUUUGAAGUGGAGUCAAGCACAAAGGCCAAAGACUUCUGUCUGAACAUUUCUGGCAGAAUGCGGCUCAAAUCAUCCGAGGGGUUCAGCCUGUUUGUCAAGAUUUCUGACAAGGUCAUCAGUGUGCCAGAUGGAGAUUUCUUUUUUGACUUUGUAAGACACCUCACUGAUUGGAUCAAAAAAGCCAGACCUGUAAAGGAUGGAAUAGUGCCUUCGCUGACAUAUCAGGUGUAUUUCAUGAAGAAACUGUGGACCAACACUGUGCCAGGCAAAGACUCAAUGGCUGACUCUAUCUUUCACUACCACCAGGAGCUUCCUAAAUAUCUGCGUGGUUACCACAAGUGCACUCCUGAGGAAGUCUUCCAGCUGGCAGCUCUGAUUUACCGAGUGAAGUUUGAAGAGGACAAAUCCCAGUUCAUCAACAUCUCUAAGAUGCUGAAAGAGCUGGUCCCUCAAGAUCAGAUCAGACAGCUCUCUCCUGAUGACUGGAAACGGUCCAUUGUGGCAUGCUUCAACAAACAUGCAGGGAAAACUCAAGAAGAAGCCAAACUCAUGUUCCUGAAAAUCGUUUACAAGUGGCCCACAUUUGGAUCUGCCUUUUUUGAAGUCAAACAAGCAACAGAUCCAAAUUUUCCAGAGAUCCUGUUGAUCGCUAUAAACAAGCAUGGUGUUAGUCUCAUCGACCCAAAAACAAAGGACAUCUUAAUGACGCAUCCCUUCACCAAAAUCUCUAACUGGAGCAGUGGGAACACAUAUUUCCACAUCACAAUCGGCAACCUGGUGAGGGGCAGCAAGCUGCUCUGUGAGACGUCACUGGGCUACAAAAUGGAUGACCUCCUGACCUCCUACAUCAGUCAGAUGUUGACCACAAUGACGAAACAGCGCAGUUCUCGUGGAAAUAGCAAGUAAUGCAGCAGUGCGAGGACCAAGACUGUUGGUUAUGCAUGAACAAAUAUAUACAUUCUGUUCACUGAACAAAUGACAAGCCUUUUUCUGUCUAAUCCAUUACACUGAAAACAUUUUUGACUUAACUGCUCUUUUUAUGUCAUUUCAGAGCCUUAAUUUUAAACUUUAUAGCGAUGCUGGGACUCCCUCAACGUCAG